CUCAGACUGGGUACCAACCCCCUAUUACUCUGCGGGCGCGUGAAGGAGAAGGAAACUCGUUGGACUGUACAGGUCUGUAGGUCUCCUCUCAAGCCUUGGCUAGAAAAGGAGCAAACCGCUUUGGUUGGAACCUUACUGCAGGUUUGAAGGCUCGGUCCACCUAUCACCGUGGAGGGAAUACAGCAGAAAAAAGAAGCAAAAGGAAUUCACUUGAUUUUUGUGAAGAUUCAUCACAAGAACCAGAGAAGCAAAAGAGAGGCUGAAGAAUACUAGCCUGAACCAUUAUUCACACAACCCCUGAAAGUUCUUUUCAGUCAGGUGAAGAAAGACUCUCUCCUGUCUGGCUUCACAUCCUAAUAAGCAUGGGUAGGGCCCGGGAAAUGGGUUGGAUGGCAGCAGGACUGAUGAUUGGGGCUGGUGCCUGCUACUGUAUGUACAGACUGACCAUGGGAAGAGAUGAGGGUAACGAAUUGGAAGACGAAGAGGAAGAGGAAUGGGAUGAUGAGCAGGAUCUGGACGAAGAGGAAGCAGAUAUCUGGUUUGAUUUCACAGCAAUGGCACGACCCUGGAGUGAGGAUAGGGACUGGGAUGAACCAGGGGCCCCAGGUGGUACUGAGGACAGACGGUCAGGUGGUGGAAAGGCAAACAGAGCACACCCAAUAAAACAGCGGCCAUUCCCUUAUGAACAUAAAAACAUAUGGGGUGUACAAAGCUUUAAGUCCUUCAGUUGUGCUCUUGACCUGAUCAAGUAUGCUUCCAUUCAAGGGAAAAAAAUGCUCACUGAGCCCAAAGAUGCUGGCUUUUCCCUUAGCCACAACGUAAGGAGUCAUUUGGCUAGCCUCUCAGUGUUUGGAAGCAGAAUCCUCACCGCCCAGCCCACUGUGAGGGAGAAGGCUCCCUGUGUCCCGGAAAACCCAAACACCAGUACUGAAAAUCAGGGCCAGAUUAAGAUGUACAUCGAUGAAGUGUAUCGGGAGACAGUGUUACCUUGCUGCAAGUCAUUUCUGCAGCAGGCAGGAUUAAAUCUGCUAAUAAGCAUGACAGUUAUUAAUAACAUGCUUGCCAAGUCCGUUUCAGACCUGAAGUUUCCUUUGAUAUCCGAGGGAAGUGGCUGUGCAAAGGUUCAGGGUUUGGAAACGCUGAUGGGUUUGUCUGAAAAGCAGGUGUUGGUGGAGGAAGCGCUGGCUGCCCAAAUGCUGUUCUCAUUCAUGUGCCUCUUUAUCAGAAGUGGGAGCAGAGAGAUGCUUUUGGAAGCCAUCUCCCCUUAAGUGGCUGUCUCGAACAGAAUGAGACUGAAGCCACCCAGAGCCCUGGCAGUUUACUGAGGGCAAAGAAACUGCAGUGGGUGCUACCAAGGAUGCAGCCUCGCCUGUGGGCUCCUCCAUGGGUGAAAGUUCCUUCCCUUUGCCAAGCGGAGGGCCACACUCUUCUUGGCCAGGCAGGGUUCCCCAAGAGCUGUGGGCAACUUCUGGGUUUUGUAGUCUGCAGGUAAAGUGCAUUGUGAAUUGCUCCCUUGGAGCCUUCUUCAUACAGUAGAGGGUAAAGGGAUCCCCGUGGCUGCUGGCUGCGGAUGAGGAACAUCAAAUGGCAACACCAGGAGUGCUGCUCUUGCCUGUGGUUAUCUCCCUGCCUGAGCGGGACCACUUAGCAGAAAUUACACCCAUAUAGGAGUUUGUCCCGAACACGCACCUGCCACUGCUUAAGCUGAAGUAUUUCUCCUUUCUUCUUUCCUACACUAGCUGAUGGAUGGUUAGCAUGUUAAUGGAAGAAAUGCGCCUCCCUCCUGCCCAUUGUACUGACUGACCCUCUUACUCCCAGGUCCCCUCCCCCACCCCCAGUGUGUAUCAUCAAUAAAUGUGUGUGCUUUGAUU
This is a messenger RNA of Psammomys obesus (fat sand rat), 1871 nucleotides long. RefSeq names its product armadillo repeat containing X-linked 6 (gene Armcx6). Gene Ontology annotation, cellular component: mitochondrion. Bases 363 to 1268 code for a protein of 301 amino acids. The record is from RefSeq and is a predicted model, not a curated record. The transcript is spliced from 4 exons. Lineage: Eukaryota; Metazoa; Chordata; Mammalia; Rodentia; Muridae.